Messenger RNA from Lathyrus sativus (Indian pea), 1524 nucleotides. NCBI's taxonomy places the organism in Eukaryota, Viridiplantae, Streptophyta, Magnoliopsida, Fabales, Fabaceae. The record is from the annotation of a GenBank genome assembly.
AUGUCUUCCAACUUUUCUUUGAAAGUCGAAUUGUCGAAGAAAACUUCGGUUUGGGGUUUAAGGCUAUGGGUUUUGAUCGGAAUUGGUGUUGGUGCAUUUAUAGUUCUAAUUCUCUGUAUAUUAUCUUCAUGGAUACUGUUUCGAAGAAAAACAAGGAGAUCUGUAGACGUAGACAAGUACUUGUUAUCGCAAAUACCUCACGACUCAAAGGAUAUCAAAGUUGACAAGGUUGGAGUGAAUCCGUCUCAUGAUCAGGUUGAGAGUCUGUCUGUUCAUGUUCGCGAUAAUGCGACAAACAAUAAGAAUUCAGAUUCAGAUAAGUUGUUUGUUCAUUUAAGCAAAUCGAGCGAGCCUGAUAAUGUUAGUCGGUGUAGCUCGGUUUAUCAUCACGAUAGAGGGUUGAGUUUGAUGUCGAUAGAAGAUGGAAACUUUGGAACUGUUAAGAAGCAGUAUAUGGUAACUGCGUCUCCUCUGGCUGGCUUGCCUGAGGUUUCUCAUCUUGGGUGGGGCCAUUGGUUCACGCUAAGAGAUCUCGAGCUUUCGACUAACCGUUUUGCCGCGGAGAAUGUGAUUGGUGAGGGCGGAUACGGAGUUGUUUACAAGGGAAGAUUGAUCAAUGGGUCUGAGGUGGCAGUGAAGAGACUUUUUAACAACUUGGGACAAGCAGAGAAAGAAUUCAGAGUUGAAGUCGAUGCUAUAGGCCAUGUCAGACAUAAAAACCUUGUGCGCUUACUUGGAUUUUGCAUAGAAGGAGUACACAGGUUGCUUGUGUAUGAGUAUGUAAACAAUGGUAACUUAGAACAAUGGUUACACGGGGCAAUGAGCCAACAUGGGGUACUCACAUGGGAAGCUCGCAUGAAAGUUAUUCUCGGCACUGCCAAAGCGCUUGCUUACUUACACGAAGCAAUAGAACCAAAAGUUGUUCACCGGGAUAUAAAGUCUAGCAACAUUUUGAUCGAUAGCGAGUUCAAUGGAAAGGUUUCUGAUUUUGGUUUAGCCAAACUUUUAGAUUCAGGAGAAAGUCACAUAACGACCAGAGUAAUGGGAACAUUUGGUUAUGUUGCACCAGAAUAUGCGAACUCCGGCUUGUUAAAUGAGAAAAGCGACAUUUACAGCUUUGGUGUUCUCCUACUCGAAGCAAUUACCGGAAGAGACCCUGUAGACUAUACACGUCCUACCAACGAGGUGAAUCUUGUUGAGUGGCUCAAGAUGAUGGUGGGGACAAGGAGAGCCGAGGAAGUUGUGGACUCGAGCAUUGAAGUGAAACCGCCGACACGUGCUUUAAAGCGUGCUCUUCUUGUUGCAUUUAGGUGCGUUGAUCCUGAGGCUGAGAAGAGACCUAAAAUGAGUCAGGUUGUGAGGAUGAUUGAAGCCGAAGAAUAUCCGUUCAGAGAGGAUCGAAGAAAUAGAAAGAGUCGCGGCGUCAGCAUGGAUAUUGAAUCUAUAAAGGAUAACUCUGGUCCUUCUUAUACUGAUAAGAUGAAAGGUUCAGAAGAAUGCACCUUUGAGACACCUCAAAGGUAG